AUUUUAUGGUUGGGGGUCACCACAACAUGAGGAACUGUAUUAAAGGGCCGCGGCAUUAGGAAGGUUGAGAACCACUGGUCUAAGAGAUCCAACUAAGCUUUUCGGUCACAGCAGCUACCAUUUAUAGGUGGCGUUCAAGGUCGUGGUCCUUACUGUCCCCACAACAUCCUUACAGAGCAGCUGAUGGUGACCUCGUGUCCCCGUGAGGACACAGGUGGGAAAUGUUGGACAUGGCCCUGAGGUCCGGGAGAGGGUAGAACUGGCCCCAGAACACUGUCUGGCAGGUGCCCCUUUCUUUGGAAGGCCUGCCGGUUGAUUUGCUAGAGCAGUGAAGGAGAACUUAUUUUUUCCCCCUUGGCUCGGUGUAUUUUCUUACAAUUACGUGCGAUUUCCUCUAUUCAGAAUGGAGGAGAAACUAGGCAACCAGAUAAGGUUCUGGAUGGUCUUGGGACAGAAGUUGUUGUAGAUAGGCUAAUUUUGGCUAGUCUCCAUUCAUUCUCUUUUCUCUGUUUUUCCUGAUUUGACCAUUUGCCUAGCCCUCCCCCUGCUCCCACCCCCAACAUUUGGGUAAGGUUCCAAGUUUAGCUUGAAGGAAGGUAGACUGCAAAAUUCCCCAAGCUGUUAGGGAGCCGACCAUAGAUCUUUUACAGCUGGAUGGAAAUUGAGAUCAUCGCCAACCCAUGGAACAGAACACUUUUCCACGCCUCAUUUCUUCAACUAUAAAAUGAGGGUUGGGCUUUUGGGUCAUUGUACAUGAUGAAUAUGUUUUUUAAAACAAUGCCAAUUUGUUCAGUGUACGUUUUAGAGGACAGGAGUUGAUAUUGGGGUGUUUCAUGAAAAAACACUCAGGAUAUCUAGGUAGUCACCAGCAUGUUUGGGCAGUGACUUGAGGCAUAUGUAAGUCAGGUGGCCUGGGUUGUCUGCAUUUCUAGGGCCACUCUCUUCUUUCUCUUAGCCCAUAAGAUUGACAGAGAUGAACCAAGCUGGUGGAAUUACACGGAACACGGUGCAGUCACAGCAGUCCUCUGAAGAGGAGCGGGUUUAAGUGAAUCAUUUGACUUUCUGUUUGGUUUGUGUUCAGUUCUUAUACAUGGAGGCUCUCCUGUCCUAAUGGUUGUUUGGGGAUAAAUCACUCCCCUCAAGCGAAGAAAGUCAACUCUUCUAGGCUGCUGGCUAGUGUCUUACCUUUCUGUGGAAGGAUACUUAACUCCAUACUUCUGAGCUAAAGAAGCUCAGAUGAGCCACAGGUUUAAGCCUUUAAGAAAUAUCCCCAGGGUAACGUCGGCCUAGAUUUUGGAUUAAGUCACGUGGUUUGAGUUACUGUUUAUAUAUUCAAAGUCCACAUCAGAAGGCAAGUUAAAAACUUCUUUUCUACAUAAAUGGCUGUAGUCUUUGCAGUUACAUUUAUUUCAUGUUUUAGGAUGUAGGCAACCACAGACUGAAGUAGACCGAAAAUCUAGAGGAAGGAAGAGGCCAUUAUAUUUCAGAAGUAACAGCCUGUUUUGAUCUUCAGGUGUUAAAGUAUAGCCAGUGAAUGAAGAAUCCCAUGUACUUUACCAACUUGUUUGUCCUAUCCAGUACUUAAGAUGCUCUUUAAAGAAUGACUAUUAAUAAUUGUAUUUUAAUUGCUUUUUUUCCUAUAGAAUCAUUCAAAAUUCUUUCCAUUUUAUCGUACCUUUUCCCUUUGCUUUUAUUGCCAGUUUUGCUUUUGUUUCUAAUGAAAGCAUUUAAAAUAUUCCACUAUUUCCAAUUGAUAGUUCAACUGAAUGGGUUAUUGACCAAGUCCUUAUCUUUUCCAAAGGGCGGUGUUACUAGUAUAAGACCAAACAAGCCUGUGGACAUUGUGGUUUUUAUGUUUAUGGCUACUGAACAACCCGAAUCAGGACUUUCCUUUUUCUUAGAGACAUCCAAAGAGUCAGCAUUGAUUUUUUAGGUUAAAAUGACCAUUUCCUUAUCCUGGAAUGUUUGCUACUGUCAGCUCUUUUCCUGCCUAGUUUAUUCUGUAAGACCCAGCUCAGAUGUGUGCUCACCCUAGCCCGCAUUCCUAGGGCAGAAUUGUGGUCACAAUAAACACAUUAUUGUGUUUCCAGGUGCUUUAUACACUUAGUACACACUUUGAUUAUAGCCCUUACUGCACCGUAUAAUAGUUUCCUUCCUUUCUCCUCAGGGGACAGUGCAUUUCCCUAGGCAAGGACCGUGCUUGACUCAUCUCGGUAUCUCUAGGCUCCUAUCUAGAGUGCUUAGGAUGCAGAAAGCAUUUUUGGUUGAGUGGAGCCGAGUUAAAUUUUAAGUCCAAGUUUUCUCUCAGCAAUAUCAUUGCCAUAAAAAUCGGAUGCUGUGCUAUGCUUAUUACCCAUUUUAGGCCCUGUUCUGAAUAUCUUCUAAUUGGGGCGGAAAAUCUCUGUCCAGCUGGGUGAGGAAAUAAAUGUGAGGCUUUCCGCUUGUGUGUGUGUUUUUUCCCUUUCUAUCUGAUUUAGCAUCACCAUUUUUAAAAGAAAAAUCUUUGUAUUCUUUUUUUUCUUUUUUUUUUUUCUUGUGAAAUCCCGUAUUUUAUUCAUCACUUGGGCGACUUGAAACUGCUGUCUCCCUCUAUUCCCCAUUCCUUCCAAGGUGACAAAAGAACUGGUGAUAAAUGCCACAUUAUAGACUACAGUUGCCAAAAGGAAAAUACCAAACCAUCAAUCGACAGAAAUGCAGUUCACAUAAUUAAUGUGUUGUAAUCCCAUCUUGGGCAGGUAGAUGGUUCACUGCAGUCCUGCAGGGGAGUGGCCUGGGCUGGUUUACGCCAUCCCUUCUGAGACUCUCUCGGGGGAUGUGCUCCGCCAGGUGCUUAGUGCCCUCGCAGUGUGAUUUGAACAUCAGCUCCCAAUCCUCCAAACCACGGAAGUUCAUGAUAUUUUCUUAAAGAUCUGCUCUCUGAGACAUCUGCCUUAAACGAUGGGUCCCCAAAUGAGCAGCUGUCCUCGAUAGCAAGGUUGUAUUUCGCGCCCUUCCCGUCUUUGUAGGUGCUGGUCACUAUCCGCAUCCAGCCUCGCUCGCCCCAUGGUUCACCCCACGAAUUCCGGACAAUCCAGUACUCAGUCCCAUCGCUGAUGCCCCAGCCUGCCACGGAAAUGACGUGGUUAAUGUAGCUCUGCUCCUGGUACUCCGCGUAGAUGCCUCCGCUGUAAUUCACCAUCUUUUCUGUUGCCAUUAUCCCGCAGCUGAUGGGACCGUUGGCGUAGAUCUCUGCCAUCAUCUUCUCCCUGCCAGCCACGGGGCCGUAGUCGCCCACUUUCCAGAGCGUGUAGUUCUGAAUGGGCUGACACUCCUUGAACUCCGUGCAUGUGCCACACUGGUUGAACUUGUCACACUUCUGGUCCUUGGCCUGGUAGUUGUUGCAGGUCUCGUCCGGAAUGCCGUGCCUCUGGGCGUAGGACCACACCUCCAGGUCAUUGCCCCCCUCGCAGGAGCCAGCCAUCCCGCAGUCGAUGACGUGCUGCACAGACAGGAGGGUGGAGGGCCAUGCCCCCUUCCUCUUGAUGUUGAUCCGAUCCGCCAUGGCGCUGGUGCUGCCGUGCGCCCAGCAGGAGCCGCAGUACUGGGGGAUGUGCUGGUUGCGGGUGACGCUGGCGUAGUUGACCCCGUCCACGUUGCGCCAGUCCCAGCUCUUGGGCAGAUCCGACGGGGACAGGUACUCGUGAGGCCGCGGGUAGGUCCUGCGCCCCAGGGGGGCCAGCCGGUCCCCGCGCGGCGCCCGGUAGCAGCCCCGGCCCGGGCGGAAGGGGAGCCCGGCCCGCGCGCCCAGCAGCAGCACGAGCAGCAGCAGCACGAGCAGCAGCAGCAGCGGCCCCACCGGCCCCGACGACGCCAUGGCUCCGCGCCCGUCCCGCAACGGUGCCGAUUCGAACCCCGCACCGGAUCCCGCGCCGGCCAAUCUUUCUACUGACCUACUUCUUGCCUGGAAUCCCAUUUGCUUGGGUUUGGUAGAAGGUGUUAUUGGGAAAAUUCAGCUUCAUUCAGAUUUUCCAUGGUGGCUUAUUUUAAUUAGGCAGAAAGCGCUGGUGGGCAAACUUCCAGGAGACCAUGAGGUCUGUAAAGUUACCAAAAUUGCUGUGCUGUCACUUUCUGAAAUGGAACCUCAGGAUCUUGAGCUAGAGCUCUGUAAGAAGCAUCACUUUGGAAUUAACAAACCAGAGAAGAUUAUACCAUCUCCUGAUGACUCAAAGUUUUUACUGAAGACCUUUACGCAUAUUAAGUCCAAUGUAUCUGCUCCUAAUAAAAAGAAAGUCAAGGAAAGUAAAGAAAAGGAAAAGUUGGAGAGAAGAUUACUUGAAGAGUUGCUGAAGAUGUUCAUGGACUCGGAAUCCUUUUACUACAGCUUGACCUAUGACUUGACCAACUCAGUGCAGAGGCAAAGCGCUGCCGGCAGGGACCCCCGGCCCCUCUGGCAGAAGGUUGAUGAUCGAUUUUUUUGGAAUAAAUAUAUGAUACAAGAUCUUACUGAGAUUGGUACACCAGAUGUGGACUUCUGGAUUAUCCCCAUUAUCCAAGGUUUUGUGCAGAUUGAAGAACUUGUGGUAAAUUACAGUGAGUCAUCUGAUGAUGAGAAAAGCAGCCCAGAGACCCCGCCUCAGGAGUCCACCUGUGUAGAUGACAUUCACCCACGAUUCCUAGUGGCUCUCAUUUCACGUCGCAGUCGGCACAGAGCAGGAAUGCGCUAUAAACGAAGAGGGGUGGAUAGAAAUGGAAACGUUGCCAAUUAUGUGGAGACUGAGCAGCUAAUUCAUGUCCAUAACCACACCUUGUCAUUUAUUCAAACCCGAGGCUCUGUGCCCGUCUUUUGGAGCCAGGUUGGCUAUCGAUACAAUCCAAGGCCUCGGCUGGACAAGAGUGAAAAGGAAACUGUUGCCUAUUUCUGUGCCCACUUUGAAGAACAACUGAAAAUUUACAAAAAACAGGUUAUUAUUAACUUGGUGGACCAAGCAGGAAGAGAGAAAAUUAUUGGGGACGCUUACCUCAAGCAGGUGUUGCUCUUUAACAAUGCGCACCUCACUUAUGUUUCAUUUGACUUCCAUGAGCACUGCCGAGGAAUGAAGUUUGAGAAUGUUCAAACACUAACAGAUGCUAUUUAUGACAUUAUUCUUGACAUGAAGUGGUGUUGGGUUGAUCAAGCUGGGGUAAUAUGUAAACAAGAAGGGAUUUUUCGAGUUAAUUGCAUGGACUGCCUGGACCGCACCAACGUGGUUCAAGCUGCCAUCGCACGAGUGGUCAUGGAGCAGCAGCUGAAAAAAUUAGGUGUGAUGCCCCCAGAGCAGCCACUGCCGGUGAAAUGCAAUCGGAUCUAUCAGAUAAUGUGGGCCAACAAUGGUGACUCCAUCAGCAGGCAGUACGCUGGCACAGCUGCUCUGAAGGGUGACUUUACAAGGACAGGGGAAAGGAAGUUAGCAGGAGUCAUGAAAGACGGUGUUAACUCCGCAAAUAGGUAUUACCUGAAUCGAUUUAAGGAUGCUUAUAGGCAAGCUGUCAUAGAUUUGAUGCAAGGCAUUCCAGUGACAGAAGAUCUUUAUUCCAUAUUUAACAAAGAGAAAGAGCAUGAAGCUUUGCAUAAGGAAAACCAGAGAAGUCACCAGGAACUGAUUAGCCAGCUUUUACAAAGUUACAUGAAGUUACUGCUGCCUGAUAAUGAAAAGUUCCACGGGGGCUGGGCCCUCAUUGACUGUGAUCCCAGCCUCAUUGAUGCUACGCACAGAGACGUGGAUGUGCUGUUACUGCUUUCUAAUUCUGCCUACUACGUUGCCUAUUAUGAUGAUGAAGUUGAUAAAGUAAACCAGUAUCAACGACUAAGUCUAGAAGACCUGGAAAAAAUAGAAAUAGGUCCUGAACCCACUCUUUUUGGAAAGCCAAAGUUCUCCUGCAUGCGGCUGCACUACAGAUACAAAGAAACAAGUGGCUAUUUCCACACACUGAGAGCUGUAAUGCGCAAUCCAGAAGAGGAUGGGAAAGAUACGCUUCAGUGCAUUGCGGAGAUGCUGCAGAUCACCAAGCAAGCCAUGGGGCUGGAUGUGCCUAUAAUCGAGAAAAAACUUGAGAGGAAGAGCAGUAAACCUCAUGAAGACAUAAUUGGCAUCAGAUCUCAAAACCAAGGGUCUCUGGCCCAGGGAAAAAAGUUUUUAAUGAGCAAAUUUUCAUCUCUAAAUCAAAAAGUGAAACAGACCAAAUCCAAUGUAAAUAUUGGCAAUUUACGAAGGCUGGGAAACUUUGCAAAACCUGAAAUGAAAGUUAAUUUUCUGAAACCAAACUUAAAAGUAAAUCUUUGGAAAUCAGAUAGUAGUCUUGAAACCAUGGAAAACACAGGUGUGAUGGAUAAUACAGUCCAGGCAGAGUCUGAUGGGGAAAUGUCUUCAGAUAAUGACUCCUACCACUCUGAUGAAUUCCUUACAAAUUCCAAGUCUGAUGAGGACAGGCAGCUAACUAAUUCUCUAGAGAAUGUGGGGCCAAUAGACUAUGUUCUUCCUAGUUGUGGCAUUAUUGCUUCAGCACCUCGAUUAGGCAGAUCCCAAUCUAUUAGCAAUACUGAUGUUAGCAUUCGUGCUCCUUCAGAUAUUACUAUUGCUGCUCAUGGAAGUGAGUUUGGAAAAGGCUGUGAGUCUCCUUUAAAAAAAAGUCCUUCUGCUGAUAAUAUACACACAUUGACUGGCUUUGCCAAGCCUAUGGAUAUUUACUGCCACCGAUUUGUACAAGAUGCACACAACAAAAUGACCCAACUGUCCGAAACCAGAUGUGUUUCUCAGCAGGCUAGUGAGGAAGGAAAUCAAACAACCAAUCAAGUUUCCAAUGAAGAAACCCAAUCUGAAUCAACGGAACACAUACCUUCUCGACCAUCUCAAUUAGACGUGUGUUUUUCUGCAGCAGGCCCACAGUUUUUGUCUGUCGAACCAGUGCAUUCAGUUGUAUCUCAAAAGACCCCCGGCUCUGGAUCCAGCAUGCUUGACCUUGAGGCAGGGCUUCAUGUAACUCCUUCUCCUUCGGAGAGCAGCAGCAGAGCCGUCUCUCCCUUUGCAAAGAUUCGGAGUUCCAUGGUCCAGGUUGCUAAUAUUACUCAAGCCGGGUUAACCCAGGGGAUAAGCUUUGCAGUGGCAAAGGUUCAAAAGAGCCCUGCAGAACCUGAAGUGGUUAAUGAGGUCCAGCAAAAUGAACUUAAAAAUAUGUUUACACAAUGCCAGACGCGAAUAAUUCAGAUUUAGUUUUUAGCCAUAAUCCUAUGGCUUUUAAUAAAAAAAAAAAAAGGUUUCACAUAUGAGACUAUUUUAACCUGCACUGACUCUGAAUUUAGGGAUAAUAAAUUCUGUUUACUGGGAAAGGUUUUAAAAGGAAUAUGAACUUGAGCAGAUUUCCAAAUUUGGGAGUCAGGACAACAGAGGUGCAUCAACCUAGACUGUGUAGACCUAAGUAGCUAAACACUACAGAGCUGUUUGUCUCUUUGAAUGUAAUUCAGGACUAGAUUACUUUGGGGUAUAAUAACCUGUACCUGAACCUUUUUUUUUUUUUUUUUUUGAGUGGGCGGAGGGAGCUGUUGAGUGUAUGAAGUAGACACACAAAGGACGGUCAUGGAUACAUUGAGGGGGUUAGCAUUUUUUGUAACAUUUUUCUCAGUACAUUUCUGUGUAUUACCUCUACAAGGUAAAUACAUUUAGUUUUUAGUGACUUUAAAAGUGUUAUUAAUAUGGAAAAGCAUUUGAAUAUAAAAAACUUGGUUUUGUUUUGAUGGCUUAACCAUUCCCUAUGAAGAAUUGAGGGUUACUGGCAUAGUUAAGAAAUGUAUGCCCAUUGGAUUUUAAUUUUCCCUGUAUUUUAAACAAUUUUAAAUUUUAUGCCACUCUGUAUACCCCAAAGUCUAGGAGCAUUAAGAUAUGUCAGUCAUAAAACCUGAGACAGCAGAUCUGAAUACCAGCACCUAUUAAUUUUGGUAUUUUCAGGUAAGAAUGUACAUUUACCGGAUAUUGGUAAUUCUUUUGUAGGGGGCAUUCCUUAACAUCUUGUGUAGACUAUUGAAACUUAGUCUGAAGCACAGUUGUGUUAAAAUUGGUUUUAUGACCAUAACCCUGACCACAUGGACACUCUUCUAUAAGCCCAUACAUUAAGAAAGCUACUUUAUUCCAAACCAAUACUGGUUUGUCUGCUAUCUUUAGAGCCUUACUCUGUUGACGUGAUUCUCAGCUAAACAUUAAGUCUGUUGUAACUUUGCUAAGUAUUUCCACUUUUGUUAUUUAUUAGUGGUAUAUUUUUGUGUGUGUGUGAAGUGUCAAGUCUUGUGGCUAUUUAAAAAAUAAAAUACCAUUGUGAUUUAAAGUGA
This is a messenger RNA of Myotis myotis, 8335 nucleotides long. It is a transcript of the gene INPP5F, whose product is annotated as inositol polyphosphate-5-phosphatase F. The record is from RefSeq and is a predicted model, not a curated record. Gene Ontology annotation, cellular component: clathrin-coated endocytic vesicle; early endosome. Bases 3852 to 7226 code for a protein of 1124 amino acids. The transcript is spliced from 20 exons. Gene Ontology annotation, molecular function: phosphatidylinositol-4-phosphate phosphatase activity. Lineage: Eukaryota; Metazoa; Chordata; Mammalia; Chiroptera; Vespertilionidae. Gene Ontology annotation, biological process: regulation of endocytic recycling; phosphatidylinositol dephosphorylation.